Cucurbita maxima (winter squash) is the source of this 1935-nucleotide messenger RNA. Its product is annotated as probable protein phosphatase 2C 52. Gene Ontology annotation, biological process: protein dephosphorylation. The coding region runs from base 275 to 1699 and encodes 474 amino acids. The transcript is spliced from 7 exons. Gene Ontology annotation, molecular function: protein serine/threonine phosphatase activity. NCBI's taxonomy places the organism in Eukaryota, Viridiplantae, Streptophyta, Magnoliopsida, Cucurbitales, Cucurbitaceae. The record is from RefSeq and is a predicted model, not a curated record.
GAGAAACGCUCUUCUGGGAUUCUCUUAGCUUAUCCAAACAACGCUUUGUUCAUCAGCCCUCUCUCUCUCUCUCUCUCUCUCUCUCUCUGCCUCUUUAUUUGACCUAAAAUCAAAGCCACAGACCCAAGUUUGGCUUUUUCUCGUCCUCUUUUUCGUUUCCCUUUGCCAUUUGUUCAACAUUGCUUAAUGGAUUAUUAGUCGAUUUUGGUGAAGAAAACGGUAGAAACCAUGAAACUUUGAACUUAUUAGACGAUGCUCUUUUGAAGCUAAGAAAAUGGGUGGUUGUGUCUCUACGAGUAGCCAUAGUACUAGUAGUAGCCAGAGCAAUGGGGAAUCAGUGUCUUCCUCAUGUUUGGGAAUUGAAUUUCGAGGUCGAAAACGAACGAAACGAACAUUCUCCGACCAUGUUUACGCUCUUCAGAAGCUCUCUUCAGCUUCCAACAGGAUCUUCAUGAACGGGAAGAGUCGUUGUUCGUGCAUUUUCACGCAACAAGGUCGCAAGGGCAUCAACCAGGAUGCCAUGGUUGUGUGGGAAGAUUUCAUGUCGGAGGACACGAUCUUUUGUGGCGUGUUUGAUGGUCACGGACCUUACGGCCAUCUCGUUGCUCGAAAAGUUAGGGAUACAUUGCCUAUAAAGUUGCUGUCAUUCUUCCAGUCUCCUCAGUUGAAGCAAAAGAACUCUGCUCAAACAUGUUUCCAGAGGAAUUUGAAGACGCCUCGAGAAUGUGACGAUUCUGAGAAGGAUCGUUUUAUCGAGGACUCACUGAAUUCGGUAUGGAGAGAUGCGUUUUUGAACUCGUAUAAAGCUAUGGAUAAGGAGCUGAGAUCACAUCCUAAUCUGGACUGCUUUUGUAGUGGCAGUACUGCAGUCACCAUUGUUAAACAGGGGUCGAAUCUGUUCAUGGGGUAUAUCGGAGACUCUCGUGCAAUACUUGCUUCAAAGGAUGCCAAUGACUCGACUGUGGCGGUUCAAUUGACUGUCGAUCUUAAGCCAGAUUUGCCGAGAGAAGCUGAAAGAAUCAAAAGGUGUAAAGGUAGAGUUUUUGCAUUGCAAGAUGAGCCUGAAGUGUCAAGGGUAUGGUUACCUUUCGACGAUGCGCCUGGUUUAGCUAUGGCUCGAGCAUUUGGCGAUUUCUGUUUGAAAGAAUAUGGAGUUAUCUCUAUACCUGAAUUCUCUCAUCGAAUGCUCACCGACGCCGAUCAGUUCAUUGUUCUUGCAUCAGAUGGGGUAUGGGAUGUGUUGAGCAAUGAAGAGGUGGUUGAAAUAGUGUCCUUGGCCCCGACUCGCUCGUCUGCUGCGAGGUCUGUGAUUGACUCUGCUGCUCGUGAAUGGAAGCUCAAAUACCCCACCUCGAAAAUGGACGACUGUGCUGUCGUCUGCUUGUUUCUGGACGGGAAGAUGGACUCUGAAUCCGACUGUGAAGAACAAGGCUUCUCAUCUGCAACAUUGCGGAGUAAUCAUUCGGGUACUGCUGUCGAAUCCGAUGAUGGCCAGAGGUCCGAGCCAUGCUUGCAAAGGAACAACACCGUCAGAUCAUCAGAAGAUGGCAGUAGUUUUGGAGGAUUACCAGUCGACGACGGGGAGACCGGUGAUGCUGUACCUGCAGACGAUCAAAACUGGUCGGGUUUAGAAGGAGUCACUCGAGUAAACUCGCUUGUUCAACUUCCUAGAUUCUCUGAUGAAAGGCCAGUGUCAUAGGUUACAGGUUUGUGCAGCUACAUUUUUGCCUCCAAGGCAAUUCAAAACAUGUCGAGUAUCAGUUUCUAUGCACAGAACGAAAAUGAAAUAACUCGACUAAACUCAUCUCGAACGGACGAAGAUGAAGAACUCGAUAGUUCGGCUGUUCCGUUUAUUAGAACAAUCAUUCAGAGAAGACUUGUCUGGGAACAAAAGUUUAUUUAAAAUGAUGAUAGCUUGCACAUUGUUUCAGAUAA